CCAGGCUUUGGCCCCUGUGUGUGUCCCCGGUCUCUUGCCGGGGCGCUGUCUGCAGACUCACUGCGGAGCGCAGGCCUUGGGGAGGGAGCCCUUAGGGAGCUGGGCCCUGAUGCUCCGGACAGCCCUCUUCAGUCCCCACCCAACUAGGGAUGUUGGGUUAAUAGGCACUUAGACCCAGGACCCCCGCCUGAGAAGAGGGAGGGGACACUAGUCACCUCUGAGUCAGGGACAGGGCCACACUUGGGCCUGGUGAGUUCCAGGAGGGUGACCCCAGCCUAGGGGCCUCUCUUGCAUCCCCUCCCUGGCUCCAGCACUAUGCCCCGUUUAUUUCCCAGCAAUUCUCCAGAAAGGGUUGAUUUCUGUGCAGGGAGCGUGGCGUCCGGGAGAAUCUGCAGGUAGGACACAUCCUAGAUACCUCUAAGUUGCCACACCCAGAGAGAGGUCAGGGAUUCUUCUUGCAUUCUUUGUCCUCUCUGCCUCCCCCAGUAUGCCCCCCUCCUCACCUGCUUGUGCUGGUUAUGUAAUUAACCCAGCUGAGGCUCUCUGCCAAGCUCACAGUGUCCAGGGAUGCCUGAGGGGCCCAGGGCCUGGAGGGAUUUGGGGGGAGGAGGGACUGGUACGUACCCCAGUGGGAAGCCCAUAGAAGUAGAUAAACACCUGUUGGGGAAAGGACACCACAUGGGACAGAAAGGAGAUCAGGGUCCUCGUUUGGUUGAUAGCUCAGCUGGCUGUAUGCUUUUCACUUCCCUGAGUCUCUGGUUUUUGGUUUUGGUUUUACCUUCAAUAAAACAGGGAGAAGAGUCUCUCUCCCUCCCUCUCUUUCUCAUACACACACACACCAUACAACAUGUAUGUGAACAACAGCGCAACAGUGGAUAGUGACCCAUCCUGGGGUUGCUAGGAGGUCCCACUGAGAUCUUAGUAAACCUCAGGUGAAUGAAGGACCCCCGUACAUAACCGUGGCCGCUGUUAGUUGAACACCUGCUGUUCCUGGCACUGGGUUUUACUUUCAUGACCUCACAACACCCUAUGAAGUUUCUUGCCCAUGGACACAUUUUAGGUGGCAGAGCUGGGAACCAAACCUUGGUGGGUCUCACCCCAAAUCCUGCCUUCUGUUUACUGUCUGUACACAUACCCAAUAGAUUGGAUUUUCUGAGCCAGGCCAGACUGAGGGACAUUCAGCUGUGAACUGCGCAUAUAUGGAAAGAACAUAUAUCCACAGAGAGGACAUGCACAUAACCUGAAAAGCAUGGCCUUGUCGGAAUCCAGCAAAUCCGUCUGCCCUGGGCCCACAUAGUAGGCACUGGUGUCACCCUCCCGUGAACAGUCCCUGGACAGGAGGUCUCAGGCGUGGACCAGCCUCCCUGGUCACCAUCCCCAACAGAAGGAGAAGGCAUCUGGUUAGGUUUGCUUGGAUUAUCCCAGAAGUAGGGCCUGUUAACCCCACUUUAUAUGUGUGCAGACUGGGCAGGUGAUUUGCCCUCUGACCACAGCUAGGAAACAUCAUAGCCGGGGUUUACCCCUAAGCUCCGAAGUCACCGAAACUGAGCAUAGCAAGGUCCAACCCUGUAGCAGUCCUUUCCUGGGCACCUGCUAUGUGCCAGGCCCUCUGAGUUUGGGAGGAUGCCAGAGAAUGAGACAUAGCCCUUGGCCUGUAGGCAUUGACCAGCUAGAAGCACUAAACUUGGAGGAGGUCGGAGGUAUUGCAGCUUUGUGGAGGGGAGGCUGUUGCUGUCAGCUGUGUGCCCUUGGGCAUGCUUCUCGCUCCCUCUUGAGUCUUCUGGAAAGGGGGAUGGUUACCCAUCCCUGAGGGCUACUGUUUUGACUAUGGAUAACCAUGUGGCUGUGCUAACACUAAGUGUUCAACAAGUAGUGUGCUCCAGAGCCAGAGCAGUCAUCUGGGCCAGAGUUCCCAACAGGAUGUAAAAUGUCCUGCCCAACAAAGGACUCUCUCCACAAAAUGCUGUGAAUGUCUCUGAUGAGACAUGCUCGGCCUUGGCUCAUCCUGGGCUCUAUGGGAAAGUGGAGAUUGGAGCAAGUCUAGGGUGCGUCCCACUCUGCUCUGCAGCCUGGCCUGGCUGGGGGGGUCGGAAGUGGCCACAUGUCUGAUCAUAACACAAGAAAGAGUGAUUCCCACCGGUGGGCGGGUGGCAGGAAAAAAAAUGGAGAAGGGAGGGUGGAGAGGCUCUGGGUAGAUGGAGCUAGGUGUUCUGGGAAAGGAAAGGCUUUCUGAGAGGCAGUAACAGCUUCAGCCAAGUUCCUGGGCUGGGGAAGUACAGGCCAGGUCCAGGGAAAAGCGGGCCCACCAAGCCCACCUCUUGUCCCCACAGUCCAGGUGGAGGCCGCAGAGGGCCCGGGGCAAAACAGGGGCAGCAAUGGUGGGUCCUGACGGUGGCUGAGCCCCCAGCCCCUGGAAUAUGCAGCCCGGGGGAGCCCCAGGCAGCGGCGAGGACGCGGUGGCGGAGCGGGGCGGGAGGCAUGGUCUCCACCUACCGGGUGGCCGUGCUGGGGGCGCGAGGCGUGGGCAAAAGUGCCAUCGUGCGCCAGUUCCUGUACAACGAGUUCAGCGAGGUCUGCGUGCCCACCACCGCCCGCCGCCUCUACCUGCCUGCUGUUGUCAUGAACGGCCACGUGCACGACCUCCAGAUCCUCGACUUCCCACCCAUCAGCACCUUCCCUGUCAACACACUGCAGGAGUGGGCAGAUGCCUGUUGCAGGGGACUCCGGAGCGUCCAUGCCUACAUCCUGGUCUACGACAUCUGCUGCUUUGACAGCUUUGAGUACGUCAAGACCAUCCGCCAGCAGAUCCUAGAGACGAGGGUGAUCGGCACCUCGGAGACGCCCAUUAUCAUCGUGGGCAACAAGCGGGACCUGCAGCGCGGGCGCGUGAUCCCGCGCUGGAACGUGUCACACCUGGUGCGCAAGACCUGGAAGUGCGGCUACGUGGAGUGCUCGGCCAAGUACAACUGGCACAUCCUGCUGCUCUUCAGCGAGCUGCUCAAGAGCGUCGGCUGCGCCCGCUGCAAACACGUGCACGCCGCCCUGCGCUUCCAGGGCGCGCUGCGCCGCAACCGCUGCGCCAUCAUGUGACAACGCGCCCGCCCGCAGCCGCAUCCCGGCGGGCGGGGACCUCCCCGGGGACUGCCGGGCUCGGGCGCGGAGGGGCGGGGUAGGACUCUGACGGUCCGGGCCUGCGACGGUCCCGCAGCCGCGCGCCUCCCGGUGAGGAGCGGAGGACGAGAGAGCCUCCGGUAACUGCCCAGUCCAAGCCCUCUCCUGGGCCAGCCGUCUUCCUGGGCCCGCUGCCCUUAGUGCUGGAGUUAGCGCAGUGCCCGGCCAGGCCCCCAAGGGGCGCCUCAGCCUUUUGGGAUUGGCGGUGAGCGCGGGGGGUGGGGGUGGGGAGGUGCUGCCUUGGCCGGGGCCCCCACCGGUCUUCUCCAGAGAGUGUGUCUGUCAUUGCCCUGCGUCGUCUACUCCUGUGUCUGUCUGCCCAAGCGUCUGUUGGUCCUUAGCUGUCUUAUCCACCCUCCGGUCCACCUUCCCGCCCCCGGCUCCGUUCACAGGGCUCUCACUUCGUUCACCCCCUUGUCGCAGAUCCUGGCAGCUUCUCUGUGAGGCCAGCCUUUGGACCGUCAGCACCACGGGCACAGGGCAGAGAGAUGCGGGUGGCCCAAGGACCAUAGUCAGGGUCCGAGGGUUGAGGUCAAGGGUCAGUCAGGGGGAGAAGGCUGAGUUCUCCCCCUUCCAGGGAGAUCUCCCCGCCCAGCAGCCCCCAGAGACACAACAACCUACCUUCCAGCCUUAACUCGAUGGUCCAUCCCUGCCGGGUGCCCCUCAUCCCCUUCCUGACCCCAAAGCCAGAUCACCUCCUGGGUUAAAACUUUUUGUUUUCCUUGACAGUGUGGAGAGGGAAUCCCCCAAAAGAUAAAUUUAUUUCCAUGAUGCCA
Panthera uncia (snow leopard) is the source of this 3947-nucleotide messenger RNA. RefSeq names its product RAS like family 10 member B (gene RASL10B). The transcript is spliced from 3 exons. The record is from RefSeq and is a predicted model, not a curated record. NCBI's taxonomy places the organism in Eukaryota, Metazoa, Chordata, Mammalia, Carnivora, Felidae. Gene Ontology annotation, molecular function: GTP binding; GTPase activity. The coding region runs from base 2479 to 3090 and encodes 203 amino acids.